Messenger RNA from Tyto alba (common barn owl), 2101 nucleotides. RefSeq names its product REX4 homolog, 3'-5' exonuclease (gene REXO4). Gene Ontology annotation, molecular function: nucleic acid binding; 3'-5' exonuclease activity. Gene Ontology annotation, biological process: DNA catabolic process; rRNA processing. NCBI's taxonomy places the organism in Eukaryota, Metazoa, Chordata, Aves, Strigiformes, Tytonidae. The record is from RefSeq and is a predicted model, not a curated record. The coding region runs from base 111 to 1373 and encodes 420 amino acids. The transcript has 8 exons. Gene Ontology annotation, cellular component: nucleus.
GGCCGGUGCGGCGCUGCGCGGGCCCGCUCCCGGCGUGGCGGGGAGCGGUAUCCCCGGCCCGGUUGGAACCGGCUUCUCCCCGCGGUGUCCCCGGGUCUGGGCGAUCCCGUAUGGCGAAGCAAAGCCCCGCGCAGCCCGAGGCGCCGGGGCCGAGCGCCGCGGCCCGCAGCAAGGGCAGGAGGAGGAGGAGGAAGAGGAAGGUCGGGAACGGGGAAGCGGCGGCGGGGGCCGCGCCGAAAGGCCCCGCCGUGGCGGCGGCGGCGGCAGCAGGUCCCCCCCGCAGCCCCGGGCAGUUCUCGUCCAACUGGAAGGCGCUGCAGGAGCUACUGAAACAAAAGGCAAAUAGCUCCAAGGAGGCCCUCUCUACAUGUGAAACAUACCCCAAAAAGAAGCAGCCGCUCAAAAUGGGAAAUAGCCAAGAAGUUCCAGCUAUCAUUGGGAAUGGGAAUGCAGUAAAGGCCAAACCCACAAAUAAAAUGGACAGUGGUUCUGCUAAAGACGGUCCUUCUUUGGCUAAGCCAAAAUCCAAGAAGGUUGCGAUGGGUAAGAAUCUAAAUGGCACCAAAAGCGAUGGAAAAGGCUGCAAAGAAAAAAAGAAAGCGGGCAAUAUUUUAAAGGAGAAAGGCGAUAUAAAACAUAAGAGGAGGAAAGCUGAAGAACAGGCGGAGCAGGAACCCAAAGAGGCUGAAAUCUGGUUUGAUGAUGUUGAUCCAAAAGAUAUUGAAGCAGCAAUAGGACCUGAAGCAGCAAAAAUUGCUAGAAGAAAUCUGGGACUUGAAGCAGGCCAAUCCAAACAGUCUGUGGAACAGGUGCUGGUUAAAGAAAAUGCUUUUGAAGGGCUGACUCGAGCUGUAGCCAUGGACUGUGAGAUGGUGGGAGUGGGACCCAAGGGUGAAGACAGUAUCGUGGCUCGCGUGUCCAUCGUGAACCAGUUUGGAAAGUGCAUUUAUGACAAGUAUGUCAAGCCUACAGAAGUAGUGACUGAUUACAGAACAGCUGUUAGUGGCAUACGCCCUGAGAAUAUAAAUACAGGUGAAGACUUUAAAACAGUUCAGAAGGAGGUUGCUGACAUCUUGAAUGGAAGGAUUUUGGUUGGACAUGCUUUACGUAAUGAUCUAAAGGUCCUAUUUCUUGAUCAUCCUCAGAAGAAGAUACGUGACACACAAAAAUACAAGCCUUUCAGGCAGCGAGUCAAGAACACACGGCCCUCAUUGAAACUGCUUUGUGAGAAACUGCUGAACGUUCAAGUACAGACAUCAGAGCACUGCUCGAUUCAGGAUGCACAAGCAGCAAUGAGACUGUACACCUUAGAGAAAAAGAAAUGGGAAGCUGCUAUUAAGAACAAAUCUAACAACAAAAAUUGUAAAACUUGAAUAGUUUUUAUCUGUAGCAUUUGCUAGUUUCAUGUCACAUUCCAGGGCAAAUUCAGAGAUAACUCAGAACUGACAGCAGCUACUUCUUAAAAAUCAAAAGGCAAUACUUCCUAACCUGGGACGUGAAUGCCGCCAUAGAACAAUAGCGCUAAUAUCCCCUUUCUGGAUGGUACCUAUGCCUAAUGCCUACUACUGUGUUUAAACAGUACUUGUUACAAAUGUCUGCAUUUGUGAAGUACUUCAUCAGCUCGAUUUCUACAAAGGAAAUAUACACUAAGUUAAAAAAAAAAAAAGUGUUGUUAAAUUAUGAUAUAUGAAGGAAGAAAGUCAUUAGUUUGCUGAGACUCCCAAGACUAAAAUCUUUAUUUCAUAUAUUUUGAAGUCUACAAAGAAGGCAAAUUCUUAUUCACUGCUGUUAGUUUCACAGUUGUGGUACCUAAAUCCACAGAAUAUAACUAUAUAUUAUUAAUGGCCCAGUAUUAAUCUUUCUGGAGAGAAAAAAAUCUUUAAAGUAUUUCUGGAGGAUCCAAGCUUUGACAUCUGAACCAGAAGUGUACAAGUCUUGUUCUUAUACAAGAAGGUUUUGGUUUACUUCUGCAGUUUCAAAAGUGUUGCAUCCACAAGGGUCAUUAUCUCCUGGAGAGAAAUGUGAGAAUUGUCAAAUAGAAGAUUACCUUAUUGCUUCACUUAUUUUUAUACUCCUUUAUUAAUAAAAACACUGUGUCUAA